Messenger RNA from Meloidogyne enterolobii, 592 nucleotides. The record is from the annotation of a GenBank genome assembly. NCBI's taxonomy places the organism in Eukaryota, Metazoa, Nematoda, Chromadorea, Rhabditida, Meloidogynidae.
UAUGGCCUUACAAAACGAUUUUCGGAAUAAUUACAUCCCUCACCUUGACCGCCACUCUUCUUCAUGUACAUGGGAUCAAUUCUGCGAGCGGCUUUAUCAGGCGUUGUGGCGAAAGGGUGGAGGCUACUAUGCAAGUUCGGAUGUGCUCCACGAAUUAUAUGCAUCUUCAAAAAUCUGUGGAAUUGUCGUGGCAUCACAACAAGGAUUUGCUUCUUUUGAGGAUCUUCUACAUUCGCCCGUGCUGGACCAUGUGGUUACAAUUGAGAAGGUGCCGCCUACAGAAACUCACAAUUUUACUACGUAUCGUUACUUGCCGGCACUCAAUAAUAAUUUUCAAAAUGUCAGACGUCAUACUCGACAAAAGAAAUCAGAUAUUUGUAUUACUGAUUCCUCGGAGGAGCAAGAAGGAACAAUCAAUUGUAAGACAGAAGAUUUGGAAGAAUUCUUUAAAGAAGAGAAUAGCUCAUCCAACAGCAGUCAAAACGGGACCAACAAACUAUUCGAAAACGAAGAUUCUGAAUUAAAGGGAGAGGAAAAGAAUGUCAAUAAGAUGCGAAAGAAUUCUGAAAAGUUGAAAGGGAAGAAUUACUGA